UUGUGUCGCCGAAGUGUCGAGAGAGGGAAGGGCUUCCCGAAAAUGAGAGGGAAUCGGGUCUGGUUUGGGGAUUUAAGAUAGGGAAUUGGUACCAUUCGGUUUUUGGACGGUUAGGUUUUAAUUUCGGGUCGAAAUUAAGGAUUGGUUCGUGGUUCAACUCAAUUCGGUUAUUCCUUUGGUUAAGGUAGGUACAACCGGUAAAUACUUCAAAUGUUCUAGGGUUAAAUGUAAUUUCCGGCUUUUUAUUUAACUUACCAUUUUUGUUUUGUUUUCAUGUCUUACGGAGAUUAGAGAUAUAGCUGGGUGAGUAUAGGAGAUGAUGUCCCGUAUAGAGGAAGAGAUGGUUGAGAUGUUGCAAAUAGGUUUGGCUUGUGGUAACUUGAAGCCACAAGAUCGACAUAAUUCAGCAGAUGUGUUUGUAAAGAUGAUACAAGACAUAAUGAGAAACAACAUAAAUAAACUUUCAAUUCUUAAUCAAAAGCAUUGAUCUGAACGAUAAUAUUGACAAAAGAGAAUAUCGGAUUGGAAGAUGAUGAUCAGGAGAAAAGCUCUCUGAUGAUCUUUUUUUUUUGAAAAGGAACUCUCUGAUUAUUUUGAUAGAGUCGUUGGAGAGAUGACAACCAAAGCCAAUAAGAAAUCAAUUAAAUCUUAUUCGGUGGGGAAGAUAUUGAAGGAGAAGCAGAAGACCCAUAAGGUUGAGGAGACAAGUCAAACGAGAACAUCUCUAAGAUUGUGUAAGCGUAGUUCUACUUAGUUUAAAAAAAAAUUACAUCGUCAAAGAUAUUUAGAUCUAAGGGUACAGUUCAUGAAAUGGAACUUAGUAUUUCGAUUGCUUAUAAAUCCACCUAUGUUGCAAUCCAUUAUUUCUAUAUAACGUUACUAACCGAAUGUGUUUAUAAACCUGUAACAAGAAAACUGUUGGCCCUGGAGCACCUUUUACGAAAGAGUCUCUUGCUGAAGCUAAGAUAAAAUUAGAAGCCUUGGACGAGAAAGAUAGGGAAAGAAGAAGAACGCCUGAGUUGAAAAACAACCUUGAAUAUUAUGUUUAUGCUACCAAAGAGAAGGUACAGAUCACUAUCUCGGCUACUUCAUUGUUCUUUUAAUGCUAAAAAUCGUCGCUUUCACUUUACCCAUAUUAUGAUGUUUUUAGUUCUAAUGCCAUUGAGUUUCAGGAGCGACUUGACUCACUAAAAGCCAUUGGCAGUCCCAUAUCUUUGCGGUUUGUUUUCUGCCCAUAUUUAGAUCGUGCCUAAACUUCCUGAAAAUGUUCUCACAAACCAUUUUUUAAAUAUAUGUACAGGUCAGAGGAGCUUACAGCACGACCAGUAGCAGUUGACUACACUCAGAAAUACCCAACCGAAGUGAAAGAGGUACAUUUUACAGUUUUCUCAUGAUAAACAAGAAACAAUCCGGCUGAGUUUCAACCACAUUGCAGAUCAUAAAAGAGUGGGAGACGAACAAAACUUGGCUCCCGAAAGUAAAACUCGACGAGGUGUCAAAGGAAGCGGAGAAGGUAAAAAGCUGGUUGGAGUAGAAUGACGCUGAGCAGAAAAAGUGAGUGUGAGAGUGUGAAAGUGAAGGACAAAAAGCAAAAACCAGUUUUCCCUGGUCUUCUUCCGCAAAACCCAUCUCAUACCGUCCUUCGGAUCAACCUCCACGAGGGCAAGUCAUGACCAAGUAUGAUCCUGUUGAGAUAUCUCCUAGGGAUAUCGAGUGGAUUGCAGAGGAUCAUGGGGCAGGUAAUCCAUAUGGUUACAGCGGACAGGCCAAUGUUCUGAGUAGAACUACAGGACCAAACAAUGUUCUACAAAAGGGAAGCAGUUUGGCUAAGACCUCUAUCAAAAACGAACUCAGACCAUCACAGAAUGGAACUGGGAAAAGGAACCAUGUCGAUAUACGAAUCAGUCGUCCGACCAGUGUCCUAAUCAGAGAGGUGGAGAGAGUUCGUGGUUCACACAAUCCAGAUCCUCAAGAAGUUGAAAUGGCAAAGAGAGUUUUGGAGGAGCAAGAACAUGCGCUUGUGGGUGCAAUAACAAAGCUUGGAGACAUAUCCAAAUGGAGAAAAUGGCAUGUGUUUAGUUUGCAGAGGAGCUUUGAUUAACAUAUUAUUUAUAUAUAAUAACAGAGUUUUAUUUGUGUGUGUGUGUUUUAAGUGUCAGUAAAGCCAAGCGGGGAUGAGCAAAUAGGAUUUUAUUCCUUUCUCAUCUUCUUCAUAUGGAUUUCGGCUUUCAGGCCUUACGUGGAUAAAACCAAAAAAAGUGUUUGUGGGAACAAUUUUUUUUUUUUUGUCAACUGAAAAGAUUCAUAAAUCUAAACGAAGAGUUUCAAUACAAAGUAGAGGGGAAAGAGGACAAAGCAGCCUUCGCAAGGGAGUCAGCGACUACAUUGUUCUCCCGACCAACAAAGGAAACAAAGAAGAAAUCAAAGCAAUAAGAUAGAGACUCGAUAUCCAUGAGAACCCCAAAGAGCUCCACCGGAUAUGACUUCGAGUUAACAGCUCUUGCGAGCUCUUGAGAGUCGGUACGAAACUAGACGUCGGUAACAACUGCGCGCUUUGCGUCCCUAAUAGCUUCCCUCAUGGCCAGCGCUUCUGCCAUAAGGGGGGAGGAGAUGAGUUCCAAGGAGAUGAGUUUGUGGGAACAAUAUAACUUCAUUUUAAGCCAAAGACCUUAGCAAAUAUAUAUACUUUGUCAACUUUUCAUUGAAAUGUUAAAAACAACAUUUUUGUAUAAAAUAGAGUAGCAUGUUUUAGUCAUAAAUUAACGAUGGUCAUCUUGUUGACCAACAUAAUACUGUAUCUAAUGAUUUGCUUAUUUGCUCCUUUUUUUUUCAGUUUGUAGAGUACAGUAAAAAAAAAAGGUACAAUAAUACUCCUUUUCUAUAUUUUUUUAUUAUUUUUUUUGUUCAACAUACUCCUUUUUUAUAUAUGUAUGGAUUUAAAGAAGGUGAGGUGCACUUGCUUCCAAGAAUUUUAUAACAUUUAUACAUGGUUAAAGUUAAUUUCGGAUAAUUGAAGAGAAUGCAUUCCUUUUAUUUGCACCCGAAAAAAUAAAGAAUUCGAUGUCUGAAGGCCCUGAACUUUGAAAAAUGAGAAAUUGCAUUGUAAAUGGCAACAAAUAAAAAACUAUUUCUAAUACUGUAUUUUUUUUUUAUAAUUAGGCAAUAUUUAAAAACAAUUCUAAUAUCUUAUUAAUAUUUUUAUACAAACACUAUCUGUUACUUUCUUAAAUAAUUCCUUUAUUGAUUAUCAUCAAAAUCACUCAUAAAAAAUAAUAUCUGAUUAGCCCUUCAUAACAAACGUGGUUGUGGUUCGGUUUUACCAUAUCGAACAAACCUAGGUUUACGGUUUGUGUAACAAGGACAAGGCUUCAAGAUGUUUACAUUUAAUUUUUUCGUGACGUUAUAAGAGAGCCGAUGGGACUCAGAACGGUGGCGUUUUGCUCUAUGUUAUUGAUAAACGAAACCGAAUUGGUACGAUCAAAACCAAACCGAGCAAGACAUUUGAAAUUUCGGAUCGUAAUUUUUGAUUGGUUUAAUUGGGUUGUUGAGUCUUGGCCUUUUAUAAUCGGACCAAAGUGCAUUUCUCUGCUGGGUAUAGAGGAAGAGAUGGUUGAGAUGUUGCAAAUAGGUUUGGCUUGUGGUGACUUGAAGCCACAAGAUCGACAUAAUUCAGAAGAUGUUUUGUAAAGAUGGUACAAGACAUAAUGAGAAACAACAUAAAUAAACUUUCAAUUCUUAAUCAAAAGCAUUACUGGUUCUUGCUAAAUGAACAUUAUCAUAAGCUAACUGAUUCCAUACAGACAAGAACCAUAGAGAAAGCAUUUGAAAACUUAGUUACUGAACAUAAAGAAGAUCUAACGAGAAGAUCGGAAAGGAUUGAUUGAUCUGGUUUUGACGAAGAUGAUGAUGAUGAAACAGGAGGAUCAGACAGGGCUAAGGAGUUGGAAGAGAUGUGGCUUAGGAUCGGAGUUCAUGCCGAUGACGAUGAUGAGAGGGAUGAAGCCGUAGUGAGUCGCGACUUUGGCCUUCUUCAGAGACCAAUUGGUCCAUUCCUUGAGGAGCUCCAAAGCUCCCCUCGAUCCUUUCCCUUUUCCUUUGAGCGAUUCCAUGGAUUCCGAUCUUAGAGGUUCUCUUCUCUGUCAAAAGUCUAUAGAGAUGCGCGUCUGCGGAGAUUUUUAGAGCUAUGCGUAGUCCAGAGAAGCCGAUAUUGACACUAAGCCCACAACUAAACAUCACAAGCCCAACUACAUUCGGCCGUAUUUAAAACACACAUACUAGAUAAUUUUUUUACAAUACAAAACCUGAUAAUGGUUAGUUUCCUUUUAUUUUUUGAACCAAAAAAACAAAAAGGUUAUUUUCCUUUUAUUUAUCAAAGUCGGUUUGUUACGGAAAAUUCGAGUAUUAUAAAAAGAGAGGUGGUCAAGGCUCUUAGUUCUAAAGCAGAGAGUAGAAUUAAAACCCUUAACUAUUCUGAUUCAAACCCAUUCGUUGUGUUGUGAAGAUAUGGCAGAACGCAAAGUCCUAAACAAGAAUUAUCCAGCAGACUUUGAUCAGAAGAAGAUACCUCGCCUUCUGAAACCGAAGAACCAUCAGAAAAAAAAUCGAUUUAUGCUUCCGGUGCCUGCUCGUUGCAACAAGUGUGGUAAUUACAUGUCGGAGGGCACCAAAUUCAAUAGACGUGUAGAACAAGUCACCGAAGAAACAUACCUAGGGAUUGAAAUUUAUAGAUUCUACUUCAAGUGCACAGACUGUUCCGCCGAUCUGACCAUUAAAACCGAUCCAAAGAACUGUGGUUAUCUUCUCUUCGCAUAACCUUGCAGAAGAAUCCAACAAAGGACGAGGAGGAGAAGUGAUUCGUACGUUUAGAUAUUGCUCGUUUUUUUUGUAUAAUAUUUUAUUUAGUUUCUUUUUCUCUAGCUAGCUAGCUAGGUUUGUUGGAUUUUAGCAUGCUAAAUUGUUUGGAAUCUUAAGCUACAAGAAUUUUAAUG
Molecule: messenger RNA, 4988 nt
Organism: Brassica rapa (field mustard)
Lineage: Eukaryota; Viridiplantae; Streptophyta; Magnoliopsida; Brassicales; Brassicaceae
Product: protein EMSY-LIKE 4
Biological process (GO): defense response to fungus
Cellular component (GO): nucleus
Source: RefSeq, a predicted model, not a curated record